AUGGCUGUCGAGAAUGAAAGUGGAGAACGAGAAUAUCCAUGUCUACUCCGUGCCACUGAUGGCAAAGAGACGACCAUUGCAACUCAUGUACGCUCGAGCGCGCUUCCACAGUUUCAUGCGCACUAUGGAGCACUCCUCAAGAGUACGAUGACCCAGACGCUGCGCAAGAGAGACAAGAAAAAGGAAAAGGCUCGACAGGAGAUUCUCGCGCUGAAGAAGAAGAAGAUUCUUGAAGGGGUUACGGUCGCUGGACCAAAGAGAGGGAAUGGACGGAGAAAGAGAGUCCGUUUGGAGAAGGCAAAAGUGCGGCUGGAGGAGGCGAGAAAGCGGAUGGAGGAGAAAGAAAAGGCGUCGUGA
Messenger RNA from Serendipita indica DSM 11827, 357 nucleotides. NCBI's taxonomy places the organism in Eukaryota, Fungi, Basidiomycota, Agaricomycetes, Sebacinales, Serendipitaceae. The record is from the annotation of a GenBank genome assembly.